Molecule: messenger RNA, 1046 nt
Organism: Notolabrus celidotus (New Zealand spotty)
Lineage: Eukaryota; Metazoa; Chordata; Actinopteri; Labriformes; Labridae
Product: olfactory receptor 1-like
Exons: 1
Coding region: 41-1024 (327 amino acids)
Biological process (GO): G protein-coupled receptor signaling pathway
Cellular component (GO): membrane
Molecular function (GO): G protein-coupled receptor activity; olfactory receptor activity
Source: RefSeq, a predicted model, not a curated record
AGACAUUAAUCUACUUCAACCACUUCACUGUGGUGUGACGAUGAACUUAUUCAACUCUGCUCUCGGGAGGAACAUCACCUUUGUGCGUCCUGCAUAUUUCAUAAUAAGUGGUUUUUCAGGCAUCCCAAAUAUCAAGUAUUACUAUGUGUUUCUCCUCUUUGUUUACAUUGUGUCAGUGAUAGGAAACAUAGCUGUGAUGGUGUUGAUAAUCCUGGAUCAUAGUCUGAGAACUCCUAAAUAUGUUGUGGUUUUUAAUCUGGCUUUGGCGGACCUGUUUGGCAGCUGUGCUCUGGUGCCAAAGCUUCUUGACAUCUUUCUGUUUAACAAUCCACAAAUCCCCUACGGUGACUGUUUGGCUUUCCUUGCCGUCUGCUACACCGCUCUAGCAGUGCAGUCUCUUAACUUGGUUGCGCUCUCCUAUGACAGACUGAUAGCUAUCAUCUACCCACUGCACUAUCAUGUUAAAGUGACCCACAGGUUCAUGCUGUCUUUGGUUGCUUUUAUCUGGGCAUUUGUUAUUUUUGCUGUUAUCUUCAACAUUGGUCUUUUUACAAGACUAUCAAUUUGUAAAUCUGUAGUUAUUAGAAGCUAUUUCUGUGACCAUGGUCAGAUGUUCAGACUGGCCUGCAAUGACUUCACACCCAGCCUUGUGAUUGGUGUACUCGUAACUGUUCUUUUUGCAUGGUUCCCCUUGGUAUUCAUCUUAUGUAGCUACCUUUAUAUUGGUUAUGCACUGUCUAAAAUAUCCUCGGUUCAAGAGAGGCUGAAGGCCCUUAAAACAUGCACAUCUCAUAUUUCAUUAGUGGCGAUUUAUUUCCUUCCAAUUUUGAUCACAUUUUCUUUGAUGGAUAAAAUACACCCUAAUGCCAGGAUCAUAAACCUGUCUCUGACGUCUGUGUUUCCAGCGAUGUUGAACCCAAUCAUUUAUGUUCUGCAGACACAAGAAAUUAGAAAAUCAAUGAAGAAGCUGUUAAGGAUCAGAGUGCAACCCAAAAUUACAACCAAGAAAGUCGACAUAAUGUGAAUGUUGAUGUUUGUGGCACUAU